CGCUGAUUGACAAGAGUUAGCAUACACCACAACCUCAACAACGACACCAGCGCAACUCAGUCAAUCCAGUUUUUGCGCAUAAUCCGACAAUAUGGCUGACGCUCCUCGUGGACGUGGUGGUUUCGGUGACCGGGGCCGUGGUGACAGAGGUCGAGGUGAUCGUGGCCGUGGGCGACGAGGCCCUCGCCGUGGUCCGAAAUCUGAUGAGAAGGAAUGGCAGCCAGUCACCAAGCUGGGCCGUCUCGUCAAGGCUGGAAAGAUUCAGAGCAUGGAACAAAUCUACCUGCACUCUCUCCCCAUCAAGGAGUACCAGAUUGUCGACUGGUUUUUGCCCAAGUUGAAGGAUGAAGUUAUGAAGAUCAAACCUGUCCAGAAGCAGACCCGUGCCGGUCAGCGUACCCGAUUCAAGGCCAUCGUUAUCAUCGGUGACGGUGAGGGUCACGUUGGUCUCGGUAUCAAGACCUCCAAAGAAGUCGCAACCGCCAUCCGUGCCGCCAUCAUCAUCGCCAAACUCUCUGUCCUGCCCAUCCGAAGAGGUUACUGGGGUACCAACCUCGGUGAGCCUCACUCUCUGCCCACCAAGGAGUCUGGAAAGUGCGGUUCCGUCAACGUUCGAUUGAUUCCUGCUCCUCGAGGAACUGGUCUCGUCGCUUCGCCCGCCGUCAAGAGAUUGCUACAACUUGCUGGUGUCCAGGAUGCAUACACCUCAUCUUCUGGAAGCACAAAGACGCUGGAGAACACACUCAAGGCUACGUUCGUGGCUGUCAGCAACACAUACGGCUUCCUUACCCCCAACUUGUGGAAGGAGAACAAGCUCAUCAGAAGUCCUUUGGAGGAGUACGGUGAUGUUCUGAGAGAGGGCAAGCGCUACUAGGCAGUAGAAAGGACAUGAUCCAAAAAUAGUUCUCUGUUGCAUUUUCCAGCAACUGCUUGCACUGGCGUAUGGACGAUCAAGAUCACGUCUGUACUGGAGAAAUUCUAUGAUUCGAUGCGAUUAAAC
Molecule: messenger RNA, 1000 nt
Organism: Exophiala oligosperma
Lineage: Eukaryota; Fungi; Ascomycota; Eurotiomycetes; Chaetothyriales; Herpotrichiellaceae
Product: 40S ribosomal protein S2
Exons: 2
Coding region: 92-874 (260 amino acids)
Biological process (GO): translation
Cellular component (GO): cytosolic small ribosomal subunit; ribosome
Molecular function (GO): RNA binding; structural constituent of ribosome
Source: RefSeq, a predicted model, not a curated record